Paraphaeosphaeria sporulosa is the source of this 1303-nucleotide messenger RNA. Its product is annotated as 3-beta hydroxysteroid dehydrogenase/isomerase family protein-like protein. The record is from RefSeq and is a predicted model, not a curated record. Bases 10 to 1065 code for a protein of 351 amino acids. The transcript is spliced from 4 exons. Gene Ontology annotation, molecular function: oxidoreductase activity, acting on the CH-OH group of donors, NAD or NADP as acceptor. NCBI's taxonomy places the organism in Eukaryota, Fungi, Ascomycota, Dothideomycetes, Pleosporales, Didymosphaeriaceae.
UUGAACACGAUGUCUCCACACCGCAUCCUCCUGACCGGUGCAAACGGCUACAUCGCCACGCACAUCCUUUCCCAGCUUCUCGCCUCGCCGGACAACCACUUCAUCCGCGCAGUCGUGCGCUCCCAGUCCAAAGCUGAAGAUGUGCAAUCCAUCUUUCCCAAUGCAUCCCCUUCUCGGCUCGAAUUUGUGGUUGUGCCCGACAUGACGGCGCAUGGGGCCUUCGAUGAAGCGCUCAAGAGCGAGCUUCCUUUUGACAUCGUCAUGCACACUGCGAGUCCGUUCAAAUACGAUGCAGCAGGCAGUCCAUCCGAUUUCAUCGACCCAGCAGUCAAGGGGACGACCGAGAUCCUGGCUGGUAUCCAGCGCGUCGCAGGGUCCAGCGUGAAGCGCGUCAUCCUGACUGCGUCGUUCGCUGCAGUUGGCGCAUGGGGUUUGCGUGACGAGAAGAACAAGGUCUACACUGAAGAAGAUUGGUUCCCCGUCACAUCCGCUGAUGUCGAGGCCAGGGGAUCUGACAAAAACUUCGUAUACCUCGCAUCUAAAACCUUUGCCGAGCAAGCAGCAUGGGAGGCGCAGAAAGCCGAUAGCGUUACCUGGGAUCUCGUUGCUAUCAAUCCUGUCAUAGUGUACGGCCCGCUGCUGCACAAAGUUAAGAGCGUCGACAACGUCAAUGAAAGCAUGGCGAUCAUCUGGAACAAAUUUCUAAAGGAGGCGAAUCCUGAGGGUGAGAUCCCGCCGAAUGGGGUGCCUUUGUAUGUUGAUGUCAGGGAUGUCGCAGAAGCUCACGUCUUGGCCCUUGACAAUCCCGAGGCGGCUAACCAGCGCUUUAUUCUUGCAGCUGCUCUGGCGGAUAGUCAGAAGAUUGCUGAUAUCCUGCGCGCUGUUGUGCCGGGAGCUAACGAGAGGGUGCCGAGGGGAACGCCCGGGAAGAGUACGUUUCCUGCUGAUCAAUGGAGCGCGGACAACAGUAAGGUGCAGAGGGUGCUAGGGUUGAAGUUCCGGAGCGCGGAGGAGACAUUUGGAGAUUCCGGCAGGCAGCUAUUGGAGUUGAUUAAAGCGGUGUAGGGUUGUGGCAGAGCGCAAUAUCACCUGCAAGGUCUUUUGCCAUAAUCUGAUGCUGCAGUGAAGGAGCGAUGUCGGUUCGUGAACUGCGUGCGUUGUCAGGAUGUAUCAGGUACAACCGCAAUACAGUGAACAGGAUUCUACAGCUGUUAGUGUUCUGAGAAGCUCCAAGGAAGUAUUGGUCGAGCUGGAGGAUUCAACACAGCCAGGGCCUGCUGUUGUUCUCAAUUAUUUUGUCCGC